AUGCCAUCUUCAAAUUGGAACGUCAGUAAUAUCGUCGUCCAAAGCAAAGACUGGACACAAGAAGGAGCUGUGACACCUGUCAAAUCGCAAGGAGGAUGUGGUGCUUGUUGGGCGUUUUCGGCGAUUGCAGCAGUGGAAGGUUUGACAAAAAUUGCCCGGGGAAACCUUGUAUCACUAUCUGAACAGCAGCUUGUAGAUUGCGACAGAGCACAAAACAAAGGCUGUAUGGGUGGAAAAAUGCCAUAUGCUUUCAGCUACAUAGCACAACACGGAGGCAUUUCUUCAGAAGACGCAUACCCUUACCAAAUGAAAGGAGGGCUUUGCCGGCCCAACAUCGAACCCGCCAUGCAGAUCACAGGGUUCUAUAAUGUUCCACAAAAUAAUGAGCGUGCGUUGCUCGAGGCUGUAUCGAGACAGCCCGUCUCGGUGGGAAUUGCCUCGAGGUCAGCCAGUUUCAUACAUUACUUAAGGGGAGUGUACAGUGCACCCGACUGUGGAACCAACACAAACCAUGCAGUGACAUUGGUUGGGUAUGGGACGAGCCCUGAAGGGAUCAAGUAUUGGUUGGCUAAGAAUUCAUGGGGUAAGAGUUGGGGAGAGAAUGGUUACAUUAGACUCCGUAGAGAUGUGGAGUGGCCUCAAGGCAUGUGUGGUCUAGCUCAGUAUGCUUCUUUUCCGAUUGCUUGA
This is a messenger RNA of Thlaspi arvense, 687 nucleotides long. The record is from the annotation of a GenBank genome assembly. NCBI's taxonomy places the organism in Eukaryota, Viridiplantae, Streptophyta, Magnoliopsida, Brassicales, Brassicaceae.